AUGAUCCCCAUCACAGAGCUCCGAUACUUUGCUGACACCCAGCCGGCAUACCGCAUCCUGAAGCCAUGGUGGGACGUCUUCACAGACUACAUCUCCAUUGUCAUGCUCAUGAUCGCCGUGUUUGGGGGCACACUACAGGUAACCCAGGACAAGAUGAUAUGCCUGCCCUGCAAGUGGGUGGUCAACAAAUCCUGUGAGUACCUCAAUAUGAGCUUCCGUGACUCCUUUGACUCCGAGCCAAAAGGCAUCCAGUAUGACCUCGACCGGCACCAGUACAACUACAUUGACGCGGUCUGCUAUGAGAACAAGCUGCACUGGUUCGCCAAGUACUUUCCCUACCUGGUGCUACUGCACACCCUCAUCUUCCUGGCCUGCAGUAACUUCUGGUUCAAGUUCCCCCGGACUAGCUCCAAACUGGAGCACUUUGUGUCCAUCCUGCUCAAGUGUUUUGACUCGCCCUGGACCACCAGGGCUCUGUCUGAGACGGUAGUGGAGGAGAGCGACCCCAAGCCUCUGGGGAAGAUGAACGGUACCAUGGACAAGAAGGCGUCAUGCAUCAGCGAGGAUGUGGAGGCCAGCGAGCCCAUGCUCCAAAGGACCAAGUCCCGCAUCGAGCAGGGCAUUGUUGACCGCUCCGACACAGGUGUCCUGGAUAAGAAGGAAGGCGAGCAGGCCAAAGCUCUGUUCGAGAAGGUCAAGAAGUUCCGGAUCCACGUCGAAGAAGGGGACAUCGUCUACCGGCUCUACAUCCGCCAGACCAUCAUCAAAGUCAUAAAGUUCAUCCUGAUCAUCUGCUACACGGCCUACUAUGUGCACUACAUCAAGUUCAGUGUGAUCUGCACAGUGGACAUUGAGAAGCUGACGGGCUAUAGGAUGUACCACUGUGCUCACCCCCUGGCCACGCUCUUCAAGAUCCUGGCCUGUUUCUAUAUCAGCCUGGUAGGGAUUUACGGUCUCAUCUGCAUGUACACCCUCUGCUGGAUGCUCAGCCGCUCGCUUAAGCGCUACUCCUUUGAGUCGAUCCGCGAGGAGAGCAGGUACAGCGACAUACCCGAUGUGAAAAACGACUUUGCCUUCAUGUUGCAUAUGAUCGACCAGUAUGACCCGCUCUACUCCAAACGCUUUGCUGUCUUCCUGUCGGAGGUUAGCGAGAACAAACUGCGUCAGCUGAACCUCAACAACGAGUGGACGCUGGACAAGCUGCGGCAACGCAUCACCAAGAACUCCCAAGAGAAACUGGAGCUGCACUUGUUCAUGCUUAACGGAAUCCCUGAAACUGUGUUUGACCUAAUAGAACUGGAGGUGCUCAAGCUGGAGCUCAUCCCUGAUGUCACCAUCCCCCCCAUCAUUGCCCAGCUAGUCAGCCUGAGAGAGAUGUGGCUCUACCACACACCGGCAAAAAUUGAGGCCCCAGCUUUGGCCUUUCUGAGGGAGAACCUUAAGUCCCUCCACAUCAAGUUCACCGACAUCAAGGAGAUCCCUCUAUGGAUCUACAGCCUGAAGAACCUGAGCGAGCUGCACCUCACAGGGAACCUGAGCGCAGAGAACAACCGCUACAUUGUCAUCGACGGGCUACGAGAGCUCAAGAGGCUCAAAGUGCUCCGUCUAAAGAGUAACCUGACCAAGCUGCCUCAGGUGGUGACGGACGUUGGGGUCCACCUCCAGAAGCUGUCAAUCAACAACGAGGGAACCAAGCUGAUGGUGCUCAACAGCCUGAAGAAGAUGGUAAACCUGACAGAGCUGGAGCUGUUGCGCUGCGACCUGGAACGCAUCCCACACUCCAUUUUCAGCCUGCACAACCUGCAGGAGAUCGACCUGAAGGACAACAACCUCAAGACCAUCGAGGAGAUCAUCAGCUUCCAGCACCUGCACCGUCUGGUAAGCUUGAAGCUGUGGUACAACCAGAUCGCCUAUAUCCCCAUCCAGAUCGGCACCUUGACGAACAUGGAGAGGCUCUACCUAAACCGCAACAAGAUCGAGAAGAUCCCGGGCCAGCUCUUCUACUGCCGCAAACUACGCUUCCUGGACCUGAGUCAUAACAACCUGACUAGUAUACAUGCCGACGUGGGCUUCCUCCAGAACCUGCAGUACUUUGCUGUGACAGCCAACAGGGUGAGUAGAGAUCUAGUAUUUGAGUGUCCCUGAGAAAAUGUUCGAUACACACUUGGAACUACUUCUAUAACUAACACAGUUUUUCUUUCCUCUAUCUAGCUAUAUUUGUUAGGGCCCAGAUUAUUUCCUGGUCAGGUUAAAUGGUCAAAAAACACUUGUCUAGGCAGUUAUCUGUGUGUCACAGGAAAAUGUUAGACAUUUUGUUCUUGAAAAGGCCUACUCCCUUCUACCUUCCUCUCUUUCUUUCACAUGUGAAUGGGUCAUAGUUCACACUGGAUAAUAGGAAGGUAGGGCUUAGGAUAACUAUGAAGACAGGUAUGUGGUUAUGUUAGGGAUAAUUGCCCUAAUGAUCUUGUGUACACAUUGUAGAGUUUUGUGUAGUAGACAGAGAUGUCUCCAUAGUUCCAUUGAGGUAAAAUUAACACUUCAAUAGUUUGUUUGCCCAAUAUUCUGAGAAAGCAACAGCCUACCCUGCUAGUGCUAAUAAUAUGUUUCAAAUGAGUUCAAGAAGGGGAAAACAUUCUGACGUAUUGCACACCGUGGGUUAACAAACGCAAUGUGCCCGAGUUUUAAAAGUACACCGAUUUAAAAGUUGUAUUACGCUAAUGUGUUUGUCACUCUUCUGGCUGAAGAGAGCUUGUCUCAGGGUGAUUUUCAAGGCAAACUGUUUUGGUACUGUACUUACUUACUUUUUAGUAACUGAAAAUGUAAUAAUUUUCAAGCCAAUAUGAAGUCAAAAUGUCUGGUGAAUUAGUUUUUAGGACUAUUUAGUAUAGUCAAGCUCCUAAAACAGUGUCACUCUUUGAACAGUGUGUACUACACCCCACCCUAUUAGAUGCAACUCAUCCUUGUUAAGCAGAUAUCUGGGAAAGGUUUACUGUCUUCUGUACAGAACACCUCAGGGUGAUGCUGUCUUACAAACAAUUCACAAAACUCCUGAAUGGGUCUAAAGAGAUUAUUUACAUGAACUUUGACUUAUGUGAAUUCUUGUCUAACUAAUUUCUGACUUUUAGAGAGUUUUGAGAAUAAUGUUAGUGUAGGCUAACUCUUGUAAGUUACACUUGUAAGUGAAAGUGUAACACUAACUAAAUGUAAUGUAUCAUGUAAAUAUACAUAAUAUAUAGUAUAAUAUAAUGUAAACAUAUUACAUAAUUGAAAAUCAUAUAUUUUCAUAAUAUAAAUGUGAGGUGACUCAGCCAUAGCUCUGGCCAUUUGUGACUCACAACCUGGAUUUGGUCUUAUGUAGCAACAUACAUUUUUUUUUUUACAUUGGAUAAAAGUAGAGACUCAGAGCUACAAAAUGGAAUAUCAUACACUGCAUUUUUGAGGAACAAUGGGAAAGUAAUUCUGCUUUGAAAGUUUAUAAACUUGUAAACUCACUUUUGAGAGAAAGUUAUUUGAAUGUUUUGGUAUCUAGUGAAGAGCUCUUCUUUGUCUACACCCAUUCAGCAUCGUUCACACCCUCUUAAGCUUUAGCCCCACCCUUCUCGUUUCGCUCUCUCGCAGCGUUCAGAGCGCACACUUGACGCUCUGGCCGAUGAUUGAUUUGUUUACCUCUGGUUGCCCUUAGUUUGAAGAUGUAAUCUGGAGACAGGUGUUUUCUCCAUCUCUUUAGCUAUCAUACUCUAAUUCCACUGAUUUCAAAACUCGAUCCUCCAGAAAGUGGAGAGCAACACUUAUGUAGCUCCACUAUAUGAUACAUUUAAUAAAUAGUCGCGUUCGACAGGAUUACCAACACAGACUGACCGGCUCAAAUAGACAGAAGGCUUCUCUCGGCAUGUCCAGCCCACUCAUUAUCUCAGCCAAUCAUGGCUAGUGGGAAGGUUGCUGUCUUUUUCUGUGGCUUGACCAACAAGGCUCGUAAUUGAAUGGCUCUCCUGUGAAGUCGUGACUUGCGACAUAAGCCUAAUUUCCUGAAAUGGGUCACAUUUGUGUUUUUGCAUGGGCCAAUUUUGUGAAUUUUGCAUAAACAACACUCGGAUCACCUGACGGGCUGACUUUACAACCAAUUUGCCUGCGUUAAACACGCCGUUCAUCCAAUUGAUUUAUUUAGGAAUCGAGUUCACAGUGAGAAACAUGCUGAGGGCUUGCAAGGAAUUCUGGGAGGUUAUACAACAUUGUCCCUGUUGUGUUCUGGCGGGCAUCUGCUGUGUGUGGGAUCAAAUGGUUUCUUUAAACGAUACUAUUAUCAUGGUUUUAAGGCGAUUCCACUACAGCUGGAGCAGAAAAUAUUUUUGUUAUCUCAGAUUGUUCUGGCAAUUCUCACAUAGGAACUUCAUUGGGAGGAAAUAUGUUUAACCAAUAAGAGUCUAAGCUAUUAGCCCAUACAAAUGCAUUGAAUAACAUAUUCACUACAUGGAACAACAGAUAGUCCCCCAAAAAAAUCUAAAGGAAGUUUGUUCUGAAGUGUCUGUCCUAUAUCUGAGAGAUAUAAGAAAGAUCAGGAAACAUGUAAUUUUUGUACAUGUAUUUAACCCCUUAUUUUUGUCACUAAACAGUCUCCAAAUGUGUCCAACCCCUUCGAUUCGGUCUUAUGUUGCAAAAUAUGAAAUUGUGUUUUUUACAUUGGAUAAAAGUAGAGACUCCGAGCUAGAAAAUUGUAUAUCAUACAAUGCAGUUGAGGAACAAUGGGAAAGUAGUUCUGCUUUGAAAGUUGAUCAACUUGUAACCCCACUUUUGAGAAAAUGGCCCUUGAAUGUUUUGGUACACCUACUGGAGAGCUCUUCUUUGUCUACACACAUUCAGCAUCGUUCACACCCUCUUAAGCCUUAGUCCCACCCAUCUCUUUAAGGAUUCACAUGUGAGGCCAUGUGGUAAACACACGCUAUAUCAAAUAAAAUCUAAGUUUAUUUGUCACAUGCACAGGAUACAGAAGGUGUAAACGGUACAGUGAUAGUACUUGCAUAGUAGCAAUAUCAAAAAGUGUCCAGAUAAAAUAUUUGAUAAAUAUUCUAUCGUUAUUAGAUUAUGCUUACCCGACACACUUGUCUAAAUUGAUGGGUCAUGUGAAGGAAAUGCUAUAACCACCCCUCACACACAUCAAAUACAAUCGAUGGCCGUAAUCACCCACAGACACACCUGCUAAUUUGAUGGGUCAUGUAAUAAUCCGGCCGAAGUAGAGUCUUUUGUUUAGACAUGUAGCUAGCUAGCUAGCUAAACAAUGAACCGGCAUAACCCCAACUCAUACUACUACCAAUACAAACAUUGUCAUAGCUGUAGGAUGAAUCUGCAGGGAGCUAAAGCUAACAAACUAGGUUCAAUGUUAUCUAGCUAACAUUAGGCUAUAACUAGCAAUGCAAAUGGAUUUCUGUUUCGAAUAGUAUUACCACACAGAUCAUACAUGUAACGUUAGCUAGCAAGCCAGAAAGCUAAUGUUUGCUAGCUAACUAACAGUAUGCUUUAACUUGCGAUUAAAAAUUACUUUUUGACAAAAUUAGAAACUUAAAAUGUAGCAAUACUCUUACUCGUAUACAUGGAUGAUCGCUUCACCGCAGAAUGGAACCAUUUACAGUGGCUUGCAAAAGUAUUCACACCCCUUGGCAUUUUUCCUAUUUUGUUGCCUUACAACCUGGAAUUAAAAUGGAUUUUUAGGGGUUUGUAUCAUUUGAUUUACACAACAUGCCUACCAAUUUUUUAGAUGAAACAUAUUUCUUGUUUGUUUCACAAAAAAAACUGAACUAACUAUUCACCCUCCCCCAAAGUCAAUACUUUGUAGAGCCACCGUUUGCAGCAAUUACAGCUGCAAGUCUCUUAGGGUAUGUCUCUAUAAGCUUGGCUCAGCUUUUUGCCCAUUCUUCAAGGCAAAACUGCUCCAGCUCCUUCAAGUUGGAUGGGUUCCGCUGGUGUACAGCAAUCUUUAAGUCAUACCACAGAUUCUCAAUUGGAUUGAGGUCUGGGCUUUGACUAGGCCAUUCCAAGACAUUUAAAUGUUUCCCCUUAAACCACCCGAGUGUUGCUUUAGUAGUAUGCUUAGGGUCAUUGUCCUACUGGAAGGUGAACCUCCAUCCCAGUCUCAAAUCUCUGGAAGACUGAAACAGGUUUCCCUCAAGAAUUUCCCUGUAUUUAGCGCCAUCCAUCAUUACUUCAAUUCUGACCCGUUUCCCAGUCCCUGCCGAUGGAAAAACAUCCCCACAGCAUGAUGCUGCCACCAUGGUGUUCUCGCGGUGAUGAGAGGUAUUGGGUUUGCGCCAGACAUAGCGUUUUCCUUAAUGGCCCAAAAGCUCAAUUUUAGUCUUAUAUGACAAGAGUAAAUUCUUCCAUAUGUUUGGGGAGUCUCCCACAUGCCUUUUGGCAAACACCUAACGUGUUUGCUUAUUUUUUUCUUUAAGCAAUGGCUUUUUUCUAGCACCUCUUCCGUAAAGCCCAGCUCUGUGGAGUGUACGGCUUAAAGUGGUCCUAUGGACAGAUACUCCAAUCUCCGCUGUGGAGCUUUGCAGCUCCUUCAGGGUUAUAUUUGAUCUCUUUGUUGCCUCUCUGAUUAAUGCCCUCCUUGCCUGGUCCGUGAGUUUUGGUGGGCGGCCCUCUCUUGGCAGGUUUGUUGUGAUGCCAUAUUCUUUCAAUUUUUUAAUAAUGGAUUUAAUGGUGCUCCGUGGGAUGUUCAAAGUUUCUGAUAUUUUUUUAUAACCCAACCCUGAUCUGUACUUCUCCACAACUUUGUCCCUGACCUGUUUGGAGAGCUCCUUGGUCUUCAUGGUGCCGCUUGCUUGGUGGUGCCCCUUGCUUAGUGGUGUUGCAGACUCUGGGGCCUUUCAGAUCAUGUGACAGAUCAUGUGACACUUAGAUUGCACACAGGUGGACUUUAUUUAACUAAUUAUGUGACUUCUGAAGGUAAUUGUUUGCACCAGAUCUUAUUUAGGGGCUUCAUGACAAAGGGGGUGAAUAGAUAUGCACACACCACUUUUCCGUUAUUAAUGUUUUAGAAUUUUUUGAAACAAGUUAUUUUUUACAUUUCACUUCACCAAUUUGGACUAUUUUGUGUAUGUCCAUUACAUGAAAUCCAAAUAAAUAUCCAUUUAAAUUACAGGUUGUAAUGCAACAAAAUAGGAAAAAUGCCAAGGGGGAUGAAUACUUUUGCAAGGCACUGUAACUCCGUUUUGUUGGUAGCUACAUCUUGUUUGGCCAGCUUUGUGUUAAGUCACUCUGGUUCACACUGACCGUGGCGUGUGCAGAAAGUAGCCCUUCACUUUUUCCUACUGAUCUGUCGAUAGCACCUGCUAAAUUCAGGGCAUCAAUGUUGUUGAGAAAAGUAGCAAAACUUUUGUAGUUCUCAAUGGCUAACAUUAUAUCUUUCAAAAACAGCACGGUAGAAAGGACUGUCAACACAUACUGAACAGCUCGUGUUGUAGACAGAAGCGUGCUACAUGGCAGCCCAAUCCAAACUAAUCUCCCGGCAUGUCCAGCCCAUCCAUUAUCUCAGCCAAUCAUGGCUAGUGGGAAGGUUUCUGUCUUUUUCCAUGGCUAAACCAACUAGGCUCGUAAUUUAACAAUUUUAUUCAUAUUUAUGAAUAGAAUACAAGUUUGUUAUUAAGGUACAUGAAAGUUCACAUGUUCCAGAAGGCAUUUCUGCCAAAAAACACAUUUUGAUUAAAAAAAGAAGUUUACAUUCAAAUCCUACUUCUGUGAGGUAGUGACGUGCGACAUAUGCCUAGUUUCCUGAAACGAGUUAUACUUCCAUAAAUGUUUUCAGCUGGUGCCAGGGGACCUACAGACGAGUCUUGUGAGGCCUGUGGGCGUCCUAGAACAAAGCCAACAUGUACAUGUUCGUGAGAGUCAUCUUUCCAUAUAGGGGUCAUAAUAGUUUCUAGACUAAACCGUUCGGAUGCUACAGACGAUUUCGUGAGAAGACAGAUUUUCGGGAUGUCUCAUGGUCUGACAAACACUGCUCUAGCUCCGUCACCUUUCACCGCAGAUGUGGAAGUGUUACAUAGGAAGUGGAGUAUCCAAUGCAAAAAAACAUAUCUCUAGCUAAAACUGACAGAUUUGUAUGGGGAUUUUUUUAUUAUGCUAAUUUGAUUUCUUUGGGGGUGCAGACAUUGACCAAUCACAGCCCCCAUUUAGGAUUGCACAUUCAGCAAGUCACCAGCAGAGGGAAUUCUCUGAAUCCAUUUUUCCAUUCAAUUUUUUGUGUUGAAUAAAUGAAUGUGAAAUUUUUAUUUCAGAAUCAAGACAUACUCCAUAUUUUAUAGCACACUAUAAGUAGUAUAUUGACACCAAUAUGUUGUCUUUAUCACAUUCACAGAUCAUAGGGUCUUACAGGAGGCAUGUAUAGGUCUAAAAAGGGCCUUAAAAUGACAGUUUAAUCAUGAUUUUCUAAACAAAUUGUUUGUGAUAGCAAUGUAAAAAGCAUUCCUUCCUCCCAAUAAAAUGUAUAUGUGAGAAUUGCCAAAACAAUCUGAGAUACCAAAACUAUUUUCCGCUCCCACAACGUGGAAUCACCCUUUACUGCACUCCCUUGUCCACACUGAGAAUAGUCCUCAAACAGGGUGGUAUUCAUCCCAAAAUAGCCCCUUUUACAAGGAACCCCUCUGGUGUGUUCUGUGUUUUUACCCCCCUCUCUGGAGUCUUCGCUUUGCGAUUUGCACAUUAUCGACCUACAUGAGCUGUGUAAUUUGUAAAACGUUGUUCCCAGGUGGGCCCUAACGAGGACCCGAUGUGCGCAGCUGGACACCAAUGUGCUAAAGUGUUCUACGUUUUUGUUUUUCUAGAAGAACAACAAUGCAUGAGUAGCCCCAACCGCCUCCAGCCAUUUCACAUCUUCAGUGCAUGAAGCUAAGAAAAGCAUUUGUAAUUUGAUAAGGCUAUUUUUAGGCCCGUGAAUCAGCUUACUCUGAUCCUAAUUGGCUUAAAUUAACAAUCUAUAUAGGAUGCACUCAUUGUGCUGUUGUCCCAACAGAUGACUGAACUAUUAAUAACAGGUGUUAGUGUGGGCAUGAUGCAUAAGUCAUUAUAAAAUAUGUACAGUGCAUUCGGAAAGUAUUCAGACACCUUGAUUUUUUUCAAAAAAAAUUUACGUUAGUGUUAUUCUGCAAUGGAUUAAAGUAAUUUUUUCCUCAUCAAUCUACACACAAUACCCCAUACUGACAAAUCAAAAACAGAUUUUUAGAUUUUUUUGCAAAUGUAUAAAGAAUAAAAAACAGAUAGCUAAGUACUCAGACCCUUUGCUAUGAGACUUGAAAUUUAGCUCGGGUGCAUCCUGUUUCCAUUGAUCAUCCUUGAAAUGUUUCUACAACUUGAUUGGAGUCCACCUGUGGUAAAUUCAAUUGAUUGGACAUGAUUUGGAAAGGCACACACCUGUACACUCAGUAAAAGGUACAUGACGGAAUCCACUCCUCAGUAAAAGGUACAUGACGGCCUGCUUGGAGUUUGCCAAAAGGCACCUAAAGGACUCUGAACAUGAGAAACAAGAUUCUCUGGUCUGAUGAAACCAAGAUUGAACUCUUUGGCCUGAAUGCCAAGCGUCACGUCUGGAGGAAACCUGGCACCAUCCCUACGGUGAAGCAUGGUGAUGGCAGCAUCAUGCUGUGGGGAUGUUUUUCAGCGGCAGGGACUGGGAGACUAGUCAGGGUCGAGGGAAAGAUGAACGAAGCAAAGUACAGAGAGAUCUUUGAUGAAAACCUGCUCCAGAGUGCUCAGAACCUCAGACUGGGGCGAAGGUCACCUUCCAACAGGACAACGACCCUAAGCACACAGCCAAGACAACGCAGGAGUGGCUUCAGAACAAGUCUCUGAUUGUCCUUUAGUGGCCCAGCCUGAGCCCGGACUUGAACCUGAUCUAACAUCUCUUGAGAGACCUGAAAAUAGCUGUUCAGCGACGCUCCCCAUCCAACCUGACAGAGCUUGAGAGGAUCUGCAGAGAAGAAUGGGAUAAACUCCCCAAAUACAGGUGUGUCAAGCUUGUAGCGUCAUACCCAAGAAGACUCAAGGCUGUAAUCGCUGCCAAAGGUGCUUCAACAAAGUACUUAGUAAAGGGUCUGAAUACUUAUGUACAUGUGAUAUUUCAGUUUUUUGCAAAAAUGUCUAAACCAGUUUUUGAUUUGUCAUUAUGGGGUAUUGUGUGUAGAUUGAUGAGGGGAAUCCAAUCAAUUGAAUUUACCACAGGUUGUAGAAACAUCUCAAGGAUGAUCAAUGGAAACAGGAUGCACCUGAUCACAAUUUUGAGUCUCAUAGCAAAGGGUCUGAAUACUUAUGUAAAUAAGGUAUUUCAGUAUUUUAUUUUUAAUUAAUGUGCAAAAAUGUCUAAACCUGUUUUCGCUUUGUCAUUAUGGGGUAUUGUGUGUAGAUUGAUGAGGGGGAAAACAACAAUUUAAUCUAUUUUAGAAUAAGGCUGUAAUGUAAAAAAAAAGUAAAGGGGUCUGAAUACUUUCUGAAUGCACUGUAUGUCUGUACCUCUACCUUAAUAAUUCAUUCUAGAUUCUGGGCUAGGGUAUCAUGCCAGUCUUCGAUUGCCUCCCUGCUUUAGGGCAGAUUGUUUUGGUUUGUUUCUGAUUGGUUUAAAGUCUUAUGGGUUGGUGUGUGACUGGUUUUUGAUUGGAUAACUAAGGCGGGAACGGUAUGCACGGAUUUUCCUCUAUUUCCUCUUUUGCCAAGUCUGCUCUUAAAAAUAUAGCUGUUCACUAUGCACUGGGGAGAAGUUAAACUUUAAGCUCCUUUCACAACUUAAAGCUAGAAACUUGUACGGUAUACAUGUAUUCUUUAUAUUAAAUAAUUAGUACACAUAGUGUAUGAUUUAAACUAUACACAAAUACAAGAGCAUAAACCUUUCUCCUAUUUUUCAACUUUUAUCCUCUCUCUGUUCUCCCUCCUUGUCCCUGUCAGAUCGAAUCCCUCCCGCCGGAUCUGUUCCAGUGCAAGAAGCUGCGCACCCUUAACCUGGGCAACAACUGCCUGCAGACUCUGCCCUCGCGCUUCGGCGAGCUGACUGGCCUAACCCAGCUGGAACUACGGGGGAACCGUCUGGAGUGCCUGCCCGUGGAGCUGGGCGAGUGCAGGCUGCUGAAGAGGAGCGGCCUGGUGGUGGAGGAGGACCUCUUUAACACCCUGCCCCUCGAGGUCAAAGAGCAGUUGUGGAGGGCCGACAAAGAGCCAGUCUGA
Molecule: messenger RNA, 11202 nt
Organism: Coregonus sp. 'balchen'
Lineage: Eukaryota; Metazoa; Chordata; Actinopteri; Salmoniformes; Salmonidae
Source: the annotation of a GenBank genome assembly